CCAAAAAGAGAACCACCCCUCACUGGACAUCCCCGGGCCGCCCUCCCCUCUCCUCUUCAUACCGCCCCCUCACCUUCUCCCCCCUCCCUCCUCCUCCACCUCUUCUCGCCCUUCUCUGUUCAAAUCCCCCGCUCCGUUGGGGCCCAACACGACGGCGAACAUCAGUAUUAACAUAGCCAGGGGGGUCGGCAUGGGCGUGCCCCCCCAGAAGCUGAGCUGCGCCUACUGCGGCCGCCACUUCCGCUCACUGGGGCGCCACCUGGACAAGCACCACACCAACCAGCCUGAGAUCCGCGCCGCGCUCAUCGAGCGCUUUAUGCCCCAUCUGGCGGCCGCGCAUGCCACACACCACACUCAGUCCCAGCAGCAACCUCGGUCAUCAUCAGGAGCGGAGCAAAACUCCCACAAGCCACCACAGGGGGCCGCCGCCGCGUUCUCCCUGUCUCCUCAACGUCCCACCGCCCAAUCCCCUUCCUCCGCCGUUGGGGGAAACUCCUCCCCCCUGGUAUUGACUCCACCCCGAGGGCGCAGUGCGGUGGCCGUGUCGGUUCUGAAGAGAAGCCCGCCUCCGGCGGCUGUGACCCCGCCCAGAAAGGCGGGACUGCGCAAAGUGAAGAAGGAAAAAGAGGAGGAGGAAGAGGAGAACGAUCUGGUGGAAGUUGAGGUGGUGAAGCCCAAAGACGAGGCAGAGGCGGCUUUUCCCCACGUCUUUCAGCAGACGCCCAAGGAGAUGGAACGGCUGCCGAAAGAGGAGGAAAAUGAAGAGGAGGAGGAGAACGGAAUGAUGGAAGACGACAGUGGAGCUGAGGAUAAGGAGAAGGAGUCAUUGAGUUCGGGACGUCUCCACAUGCUGCCCCUCCUCUCCUCCCUGUCUUCCCUGGUUCUCUACCUCCGCAGGCUCCAGCACUCUGCCUUCCUCUCCCUGUCCCGCCAGCUUCAAUCCGCCGAGGCCUGGCGCCUCCUGUGCCACUCCUCCCUCGCCCUGCUCAUACUCUACAACCGUCGCCGUGAGUGCGAGGUCUCCAAACUGGCCAUAGCCGAAUACCGCUCCCGUGUCACCCCCCAGUGCCCCGUGCCAGUGCCCCCCGGCGCCCCGCCCGCCCUCACACCUCUGGAGGCAUCGCUUUCGCCCUUUGAGCGUCUCGUCCUUCCACAUUUGCCUCGAGUAGGUGUCCAGGGCAAACGAGGAAGAGUCCAGCCUCUUAUCCUGCCACCGCACUGCGAGCCGUGUCUCGAACUCCUCCUCCAGACCAGACAAGAUGUCGGCGUCGAUCCCCAGAACCCGUAUGUCUUCGCCCGGCCAUACCACUCCCCAGCCACCCCCCUCCGUGGCACCGACCUCCUCCGGAGCCUGGCCCGCUCCAGCGGCACCCGGAACCCCCGCGCCCUCACCCAGACCCGCGUCCGGCGCCAGGUCGCCAUCUUGACGCAGCUGCUAUUGCUCGGCGAGGGGGAGGAGCCAGGACAGCCAGGUGGGAACGCCGUAGAGCGCCUGGAACACUUCCUGGAGCGCGAGUACCACGUGACGCAGAGCUGCGGCGGGAUUGGCCAGGACCCGGGGCUGAUGGGUAGAGUGGGGCGCGUGGUGCUGUGCGGGGAGAGAGACGGCGUGCUGUUCCGGGGGAUGAGCCUCCACCACAUCUGUCUGGAGCUUGACGUGAUGUCAGGCAACUCGGCCGACUCGUACUCGGAGGGCGACUCUGACGGCGAGAGGCGGAAGGAGAAGGGCGAGGUGGCCCCUCCCAGCCUGCUGAUGGUGAGGAAGGGCAGAACCAACAGCAGGACACCGCGUGCCAGGAAACUCAAGGUCACGCCCUCCUCCACAUCGCCCCUCUCCCCCUCGCUCCCCGGCCGCAGGAGAGGCUCAGGUGGGCCCAAAUCAGGCAAACGUGGCGUCCUCAAGCGCCCGUGGUCGGACGCAGAGCGCGCCGCUGUGGAGGAGCACCUGACCUGCAACAUCGCCGAGCUGCGCGUGCCCGCCAAGGCCGACUGCGAGCGCUGCCUGCAGAGCUGCCCGCUGCUGGUCACCAACCGGCGCGACUGGCGGGCCAUCAAAUUCUACUGUCACAACCGCAUCCAGCUGCUCAAGAAGAACCAGCGGCGCGAGGACGACGGGACGCCCAUCAUGGUGUGCUGAGAAGACUGACGGAGAGACUGAGAGAUUGAUGGACGGACACGACAAUAGCUCCACAGUAUCCACACUAGCGUGCUACUUAGAAUGAAGGAAGCCAAAACAGAGGCGUGGUCCACUCCGUAACGUUACAGCAGUGACGGUCAACUCUGUAAUAUUUUUUUUGCUGACGGUCAAAAAACAAGAGUUGACGCUUAAGGAACAGAGUUGACGCUUAAGGAACAGAGUUGACGCUUAAGGAACAGAGUUGACGCUUAAGGAACAGAGUUGACGCUUAAGGAACAGAGUUGACGCUUAAGGAACAGAGUUGACGCUUAAGGAAGCAAUGUAGUGGGCGUGUCUUCGAAGUGGUACGCUAAUGUGGGUAUUGGAAUGUAGCCUACAUCUCGUUAAGCAGGUUUCCAUCCAACCUUCUUAUGCAGUAAAGUACGGGUCAAUGUCGGGUCAAAAAUGUAACGACAGGGCCUGAUGGAAACAACAUUUUUCGGUACACUUUCCAAAUGUCAACAAAACGAAAUACGCUAGACAAGGUGGGAUCUUUUUGUGUCGGUAAAAUGAAGUAUGCGAGAAAUGUCGGUGGAACUAUUGAUGUAAUAACCAUCGUAUCGAAGUCAACUUGGAGUCGCGCGAUGACAUGUGUGGUCCUCCCACUACGACGCGUCAGGAAAGCAUGCCGUUUAUUAGGCUACAGAUAAAAUAAAUGAGGAUGAACUUCACAGGGUGGCGAAAGUGCAAGGUGAUGAGCUUGAUGCUCCUUUCCAAUAAAUAUCGUGGGUCUUAUUCUGAUGACGUGAUCAUCGAUGCGUGGCAGCCGUUUGACAAAUAAAGAAAACUAGCCAACAGCGCGCACGUGCCAGUACCAGAGUGGGCAGACUCGCUAUAUAACAGAACAGUUUUUGUGUGAAAACCAUCCGUAGAGUUGAAAAUGUGAUGGAAACUCAUUUAACUUCUAUUUUUUAUUUGGUACAUGGGAAUUUAACAGCAAAAGGUAUUUGUAUGUGCGCUACAUCAUCACGCACAGUCAAUUUGAUGGAAACGCGUCUCUGGUGGGAAAAUGUGAAUAUAGUUUUUGUGCGGAUUUGAGAGUAUCUGUCACCAAUUGGAUGGAAACCUAGCUAUUGAUACCCUUAUAUAUGGUCCUCUGAGACAAAAAGAGGGAGAGACUGGGGGAGUGACUGUGUAGGAGUGGCAACAACCUGUGUUGUAUACGGUGAUGUGAACAUUUUCGUUUUGUUUUCGCUUCAAAACGAGGCGAACAAUGUUGAGAACGCACCACAGAUUGUUGUAUUUAGAUUAUUUUGGACUCUGGUGUUUUUGACAUCCUCAAGUGUUGUAUGGACGUUUCUGAACACACUAAAGGUAACACUAUUAGGGUUUGAGGCUAUAGUGUGUGUGUUUCUAGUGCUGAGAUGUUAUAGGGUCUCCAACACCCAGUCCUGGAGAGUGAAUGCUUUAGUUCCAGUACUAACUCACCUGAUGAAACUACACCUGACUGAAAGACCAUGGUCAGGUCAUUAUUUAAAACAGAGCCCCUGGGUUAGAGUGAAGGGGGGAAAAAGGAAACGCCACCAUCAAUGUGUUGUGAAUUUUAUUUUUGGACUACCUAAGACACUGUAUAGUCAGUUUGGGGCUUUUCCUCGCUCCCUUCAAAAUUGACACUACAAGACAGCAGUUAAAUACUGCUUUGCCUAAAAUACACCAAGUAUAUUCUUGUUGUUGGCAUCUUUCUUUUAUUUUGUGCCUGUUGCACGUGUUUUCUUAAAAGCGCUUUGAAAAGGUGCAUUAGGCCGUCGGGCCAUUCUUCUGCGAUGCGCAGAGAUCUGUAUUUUACUUGGCUGUGUUCUUCAAAGUGAUUUUUGGGGGGCAAUCUCUCAGAAGAGUGAGCAUAGCUGAAUACUAUGCCAAGUUCUGGUUAUUUUUUUUACAUGCAGUGUUGUUGCGUCAUUUGUGUUGAUUGUUUUGCCUUUUCAGACUGACCAGUGUAGCGCCAGUCUUUUUUCAGCUACUCUAGUUUCUAUCGUUCAUUGCUGUUAGAUGAUGAGCUGCUUGUAGCUCUAGUCCAGGGCGUUAGUGUGGCUUGCUACCGCUUAGGCUGACAUUCAAUCCGAUCAGUGGUAGAUUUGCAUUAUAGCGCUUGACAUUUUUAAGGUAAUUUCCGAUUAAGCCGACAUAUACAGAGUUUGCAGAAACAAUGCCUUUAAAAGGUGCAUAGCUGACAAAGUGCGGUCGGGUGGAAUCCCGGCUUGAGCCUUCACAGCUUUAGCAAGUCGCACUAACGCCCUGGACCAGAGCUAGGCUUCUUUGUAGGUCUGCCGGAGCGCCAAGUAACCUGGCAUUUUGUCUUAUUGGAUUAAAACCGCACAACACCUCUUGAUAGAUGGUUGAAUUUAUUUAACACAAUCACAUAUAAUCUUACAUUGUUUCAUGCUAUCAUCUUGCCAGUUUCGGUGUACAUAUUAAAAAAAUUAUCAUUAUGUAAACUGGUUUGUUUGUGCUGUCCGUAGUUUAUUUGUUCAUUUGCGAGUUGGUAUUGUACAUGGGUCUAUGGUUUUGUAAAUAUUCACAGAAACGCAUAAAGGGGAAAAAACUACACAAUG
This is a messenger RNA of Salmo salar (Atlantic salmon), 4728 nucleotides long. The record is from RefSeq and is a predicted model, not a curated record. NCBI's taxonomy places the organism in Eukaryota, Metazoa, Chordata, Actinopteri, Salmoniformes, Salmonidae.